AUGUCUCUGCAGGAACAGUAAGAAACUAAAGUGCUUAUAGUUUUACUGUUUGCGUAACUUUUAGAUUGGCAGAAGCAAGAGCGCAAUAUGCUCAACUUAUGGCAUGUUGCUAUGAUGCAUACAACCAAAAUGGGAUUCUUCGACAACAACACGAACGCUUGAUACAGUUGAGUCAAAGGUGAACAACAGUUUUGAACAAAAACUAAAUUUGAAGAGAGAAUCAACAAUUGCAAACUAAAGUGAACAACCAGAACGAGCUAUUGAACAAUGUUCAAGCUGCUGGAAAUGUCAGAAACCAGGAAUUGAAGCGGAUGACCGCGAGGAUUGCGGAAUUAGAGAAAUCGUGAGUGCAUGCGAACGUUCAGUCAUGAAACUUUUAUUAUUUAGGGGCGCGCAAAGCAAUGCUAGUGAAAUUAACCAACUAAGAGUCCAAUUGAAUGAUUUGACUCGGUGAGUUUGACAUUGGCACGUCGGGCAAAACGAAAACAGCGAUUGCAGACAAAAUCAAGAAUUAAAAUCAAAGUGUGCCAACCAAGCCGCUCAUUUGAAUGCUCUUACCGAGUCGCAUCGCGUGAAGAACGCAAGCAUACUUGAAGAUCAAAAGAAGAUUUCAUCACUUCGUUCUGAAAUGGGCAAACUGAAACGCUCGUCUAAACAGGCUGAACAGCAACGUUUCAAUGUAAUGGCACAGAAUAACAGGUACCUUUUCAAAGUGUUCGUGUCUUUGAACGAAUCGAAUUUGUUCAGACUCCAGGGAGACAUGCAAAAAGAGAAAAGCAAAGUGGAAGUUAUGCAGAGACAGUAUGAAGAGACCGUCCAGAAGAUACACUCGGAGCACGCGGAAGAAGUGAAACGACUGGAUAUCGCAUUGAAGGAAUCCAAUGAGGCACUGGUGAAGUUGAACGGAGAGCUGAAGAGGAGGGCCGAUCAGUGAGCGAUUUCGCAGCAGGACAGUUCAGUUACUGAUUUGACAUUUCAGAACAUCAAUGGACAAUUGCGUCAAAGAUUUGACGUCUACCAUUCAACAACAGGUUGAUUUUAUCCAAGAACUGAAAGGGAGGAUGGAGGAGAAUAAAAAGGGAAUUAGGAUGUAAGCACUAGUAACAGUAGAUCAUUCUGUCUUCAAAUUUCAGUCUUCAACUGAAAGAACGUAACCUGACCCAAGAAUUAUCGAAUGCGAAAGAUUCGAAUCGACGAAUUAAAGAAGAAUACCAAGCUGUAGUCGCUGAGCUUAAAGCUCUGAAAGAAGGAAACCGAGCCGAUCUGGAGGACAACAUGUGUCUGAUCUGCCACUGUGAAAUGAGUGCUGGAGAAGAAAUGCAGCUUCCGAAGUGCAACGUCUGCCGACGCCAAUACCAUCUAGAUGUAGGUCAGAGUGCAGGAAACUGGCGAUUACGUAUUGUUUCAGUGCAUUUCGACAUGGGCGAACGAGGAUCCCAUUUGCCCUGUGUGCAGAAGCAAUGUCGAACAGAUGAGCAAUUUUGGCAAAAAUUUCAACGACGGCCAAUUGGCGUGCUAA
Caenorhabditis sp. 36 PRJEB53466 is the source of this 1519-nucleotide messenger RNA. NCBI's taxonomy places the organism in Eukaryota, Metazoa, Nematoda, Chromadorea, Rhabditida, Rhabditidae. The record is from the annotation of a GenBank genome assembly.